AAAUGGAGGAAGAGUUAGUACAGAGAUCCCAUGCUAGCUCUUUUGCAUCCUCUUCUGAGGGUGAUUAUGCCCAGUCCCACGAAGGACAAGACGAUGAAAAUGAGGAUGCAGCAGGGUCCGGAGUUUUGUCCGACUCUGAGCCAAACGAUGCUGACGACUUUGAUUACUACCAAGAUGUUUAUCGAUUUGUCGGUGCUAUGAAAGAGGGGUUUCAGAACAGGAAAAUCAGUGUCGACUGGGAAACUAUUCAGAGAAAGAAAGCUGAGGUGAAAGAAGAGUUCCAGCGUAAGAAGGACGAGGUGACAGAAGCUGUGAUAAGUAGCAAGGAAAGAAUCAAGGAAAAGAGUCGAGAAAAGCUAGAUGCUGGAAAAAAGAAAAUCUUAAAACUUCGAAAGAAGACCUACAAACGGCUUAAAGCUAUGGAACCUGAAGAGAAUUAUCGGCAAAAAGUUGUAUUCACGAAAUCGGUUUUGACCCUUGUAUUGAAAACCUUUGCUGUAUGCUCUGGGCAAUGGCUUUUACCGUGGUACUAUGCCAUCACCUGCCCUACCCUCAUUGUCUGGAGGAUCAUAACAUACUGGCAAGCGCAGUUCCAGUACUUCUGUCUGGACUUCUGCUACUUUGGGAACCUCAUUAUCUUGCUCAUCCUCUGGUUAAAUCCAUCUAGUCCUGAGCUGUGCAGCCUCAUCUUUAGCUUAGCCAAUGGAAUGCUUUACCUCGGCGCUUUCUCCUUCCGAAACUCUCUGGUAUUCCACAGUGUGGACAAGAUGACCUCCACCUACAUCCACACUGUACCGAUACUGCUGAGCUUUGGGAUACGAUGGUACCCUGAGGUUACCUCCAGGUACUGGCACGCCAGCUUCCCCACAGAAGCCCUCGACCCAUCCUGGCAGUGGAAUGUCCUCGUACCUUUCCUGGUGAUGGUGACACACUCAGCACUCUACACUCUGCUGGUUAAUGUCAUCCUGCAACCGGAGGAGCACAUAGUCACCUCAUAUCGUUAUCUCAGUGCGAAGAAGAGCAUUAAGAGGGUGUUUGGUCCGAAUCCUCCUUACAUUGUGUUCGUAACAGUCAACUGGAUUUGUUCCCUUUUCUUUUCCACCCUCUCCAUGGUAUUCUACAGCUAUUUCUAUUUCCAUGUUUUGGGAAUUUGCGUUCUGUUUUGGUUUGUAACUUGGAACGGAGCUGGCUAUUACUUUUCUGUUUUCAGAAUGUCAUUGGCCACCAAAAAUGACCGAGAAACUGAUAAAGAGGAGUAGAUUUAAAGAUUGAGGUGUUGGGUUUUCAUAAUUUAAUUUCCAGUGGUGUUGAUCGCCCUGUAGAAGGUUAUUAAUAAUUAAUUGCCGUAAUUUGCUUCGACGCUAUUAUAAUAAAGCCAAUAAUAUUUGUUAUUUAAACGAAAAGUAAAUUACUUAAUUAAUGUUCAGAGACUAACUUUCGAUCGUGAUCUCUUUUUUUAGAAUUUAGCUGUUUAUCAAAGAUUCCUUUACAAUAUGUAUUAGAACUGUGAUUAUUUCUUUCAUGAAAUUGAAUCAGACGUGAAUAUCCAGAAACAUUGUAAUUGAUCUACGUAAUUUGGCUUUUAGUUUGAGUUUUAAUUUGUGUGUAGAUGCAAUCAAUCAAUUUUACGAUUUAGUCGAAAUAUUCCCAUUAUUUGAAGUCGGUACAAAUACCUCUUGACAUGUAAGGCAUGUUUUAAACCUAUUUUAUUCGAUGAAGAUGUGAUUUUUUAUAAAUAUUUGUUUUUUUAAGUAUUUCAGUUCAACUUUAGUCGUGACUGACGGAAAUGAUGCGGUUUUGCAUUCUAAUCUACGAUUUCUGGCUUUUAUAUUAUGUUAAUUUUAAAACAAAUAGUAAACUCUACGACCCUUUUUUGCCCUUUAGCUAUCGCCCUGCUUUGUUUUGACAAUUCGGUGUGAUUAAUUGUAUUUGUUGCGGAUUUUCAUAAUCAUGAUAAUGAGAUUACAUCCUUUUUAAAGUUUACCAGUUUAAAGUGGGAAUAUUAUGAAAUAAAAUUUAAGAUUUUUAAUGUAGAAUUGUUAUCGCUAUUUUAUAACUGGAUCGAACCAAUCAAUAAUUUAUUAAUGUAUUCGUUACAAAUUACAAAUUCUGUUACAUGUUAAAACUUUC
This is a messenger RNA of Bolinopsis microptera, 2130 nucleotides long. RefSeq lists its product as uncharacterized. The record is from RefSeq and is a predicted model, not a curated record. The transcript has a single exon. Gene Ontology annotation, biological process: phosphatidylcholine biosynthetic process. Bases 3 to 1259 code for a protein of 418 amino acids. Lineage: Eukaryota; Metazoa; Ctenophora; Tentaculata; Lobata; Bolinopsidae.